AAUAGUUCUAAUAACCACUGAGUAGUAGUACAAAGGUCACUUGGUAGUAGGUUUAAUGGUUUUGCUUAUUUAUUUGCUGUGUUUUUAAUUUUUGCAAGUUUCGUAUCAUAAUUUGGGAAAAAUCGUUAUAUUUUAUAAGGUUUAUAAGACUUGGGCAUAAUUCUUAAUUAUGUUGUCUUUAAUUGCCAAAAGGGCCACCAAUACCAUCUUGCCACAAUUCAAUAACUGUUCAGGAGGCACUAAUUUUGUAAAAAGCAUCGCCAAAAUGUCUCAUCAGGCUUCUUAUGAAACCUUAUCUGUAACAGUGCCUUCAGAAUUUGUUUACCAUGUGGAACUUAAUCGUCCCGAUCAACUAAACGCUAUGAACAAAACCAUGUGGUUGGACAUUGGACAAUGUUUUGAGAAUCUAAACACUGACGAAAACUGUCGAGUGAUUGUUUUAUCAGGAGCAGGAAAAAUAUUCACAGCUGGUUUGGAUUUUCAAGAUAUGUUGACGCUGGCGCCACAGUUAGCAGAACAAGAAGACGUGGCACGCAAAUCUAAAAUUCUUUACCAGUUGAUUACCACCUAUCAGAAAUCAAUCUCAGCACUAGAAUUAUGUAAAAAACCUAUCUUAGCUGCUAUCCAUUUGGCUUGUGUGGGAGGUGGUGUUGAUUUAAUUGCCGCAGCAGACAUGCGGUACUGCACUAAAGAUUCGUGGUUCCAAGUUAAAGAAGUCGAUAUUGGUAUGGCUGCUGAUGUGGGAACCCUCCAAAGAUUGCCGAAAAUUAUUGGUUCAGAUAGUUUAGUAAGAGAGUUGUGUUACACAGCACGAAAAAUGCCUGCAGCAGAGGCGUUAGGAUCAGGACUUGUUUCUAGAGUUUUUGAAGAUAAAGCGAGUAUGAUUGAAGGUGUUAUUGGAAUAGCAAAGGAAAUUUCCAAAAAGAGCCCAGUUGCUGUACAAGGCACAAAAGUCAGUUUGGUUUAUUCAAGGGACCAUACGGUUCAGGAAGGACUUGAUCACAUUGCCUUAUGGAAUCAGCUAAUGCUUCAAAGUGAAGACUUCACAACAGCAACAGUAGCCCAAGCUACCAAACAGAAAGAUACAGUUUUCGCAAAAUUGUAAAUUAAGCAAGAAGAUUAAAUAAUAAACAAGGUGGAAGUUU
Molecule: messenger RNA, 1145 nt
Organism: Tribolium castaneum (red flour beetle)
Lineage: Eukaryota; Metazoa; Arthropoda; Insecta; Coleoptera; Tenebrionidae
Product: delta(3,5)-Delta(2,4)-dienoyl-CoA isomerase, mitochondrial
Exons: 8
Coding region: 170-1105 (311 amino acids)
Cellular component (GO): mitochondrion
Molecular function (GO): delta(3,5)-delta(2,4)-dienoyl-CoA isomerase activity
Source: RefSeq, a predicted model, not a curated record